Daphnia pulex (common water flea) is the source of this 6765-nucleotide messenger RNA. RefSeq lists its product as uncharacterized. Gene Ontology annotation, biological process: SCF-dependent proteasomal ubiquitin-dependent protein catabolic process. The coding region runs from base 1927 to 4038 and encodes 703 amino acids. Gene Ontology annotation, cellular component: SCF ubiquitin ligase complex. Lineage: Eukaryota; Metazoa; Arthropoda; Branchiopoda; Diplostraca; Daphniidae. The record is from RefSeq and is a predicted model, not a curated record. The transcript has 10 exons.
ACUGAUAUUUAUAAGGACCGUGAGUUCCCGGGUAGUCUUUUUUCGCCGGUCGGUGAAGGCGGAAAGGGUGGGUGUACUAUUUUGUCGAGGCGGAAUUUCUCAACUUUCCCAGCUUUUUAAAAAAACCUUUAUUUUUAUCAGGUCUCCAUCCGCUUUGGAAUACAAAUACAUACUGGCGGGUUGGGUUAAACGAGCAAUUCCACAGAAUUGUCGUGCACUAUUACGUUGCAUUUCAGACAUAUUUGGACAGGGUUUUCUUUAAAGGGACAAGUGAUCUCACUGUAGUGUGGGUGGAAUGAAACGUCGUCGGUGACGUCUGUUUGCAAGUGAGAAAUUUGCCACGACUUUUGUUUGCGUGAACUAAUUUCAAGUAAAUAUAAGCGGUUUGGCUCAUUGCCGAGAAUAAUAGUGACUAUUGAAUUGUUUCGUUUUCCCAACUCGGUUUGGAUAACCUUUUCAAUUUUGCUUGAUGUUUUUCUUUUGUUUUAUUGGCUGAGAAGUGUAAGAGAGAAGAAAAUCCGAAAUAGAUGUUAAAAACGAAAACUAGUCGAGUCCGGUUUCAAGAGAAUUUUCACGCCCUUUUCGUUUUACUAGUGUGGCCAACAUGCUCCGGUGGGGCUGUAUGUGUACCAGCAGACAACAGAUGACUGAAUUCUACAAUCAACAAAUAAGUGCGCGCGGACUUGUUUGUUUUCUGGCGGACUUUGUUACGACGAGAAGGAGUUGUCCGGCGCCGGUGUCUUCGUGUCUUGCGAGCCAAAAGUCUAGACUGAAUUUGUCGACUGGAUCAAGAUAAAGGAUAUAGGCACGAAAGAGAAGCAAACAAAACACACGUAGGCCAAAUUUGAAGGGGACAUCACAGACUCGGUGAUCCGGUAUGAAAUUAUAAAUAUAUAAGGAAAAUCCAACGCACCUACGGUCGAAUUGGUUUCAUUAAUGUUGGAACAUUUUAUCAAGAAAUGAAUUGUGACCUUUUAUUUGAUGGAUGGACACAUAUCGGUUGAUAUGCUGUCUACACGAGAAAUUCGUGGAAGUGCGAGACCGAAAAAUCGCACGUAAACAGACGGACCGACUGUGUUUUAAAGGAUCUACUGGAAUGAACAUUAUAAAGCGAUUGCCGACAUUGAUCUUUAAAAGGCUUUCUUAGAAAUCAAGAAACCUGGAGUGGAGAUCCUGGAGAUCGCCCUGCUAGUUGUUUAUAGGCAACGAAAUUGCGCAGCGAAAUGGCCUGCACUGCUCAUUUUGUGUGAGACCCACUCCAGUAUUAACAAACCGGAUCUCGGUCAAUUUCUAUAUCUUAAGUGAGAUCAACUUUUACCUUACUUCGGAAACAGCAGAAACCAGCAAUGUUCAUUUCUGGUUGGACCCUAAGACCUAUAAGAACAAUAUUUAAACUAAAUAACUGAAGUAACCAUUUUAAAGUGCAAUGAUGUUGUGUCUAAAAAAAAAACGAGACGACACUCGUUUACUCACAGUCGGCUAGAUUGAACCGCACGCAUGAGUUCUCAAUCAACACGGCAGCCGCGGAAGUCUGGAAGUAGCGGAUCCACGGGCCACGGCUCGGUAAAAUUAAUUUGAAAAUGUUACCUUUUUCUUGGGAGUGCGGCUAUAAAUAACAGUUGACCUACCGAUCCUAUUUACUAUUGCUUGUUUUCGGUUUAAAUGAGAUUUUGAAAAACGAUAAAAGGUUUUUAUAGCCUACACAUAGAUGGCGUUGGCGCAAUGAAUUAGCAGACGACGAAGAAGUAAACACAACACCUCCAUACAUAAGGAUGUUGAGUUUAUGGGCUGUGUCCACUGCAACUGCAUGUCUCUUUUACAGCUCGCAGUCGUGCACAUAAAAAAUACCAACACCACUACUUUGUCUCUAUUAAUCUAAUUAUUCAUUUGGAGGCGUAUUUUUGAAAACUCUUAAUUUUUAACAACAUGGAUAAAACUUGUUACUUUUUUCGAAUCCCAACCGAAGUGAUGUGCAUGAUUGUUGGCCACUUGUCGCCAGAUGAUAAAAUUUCUUUCAAAUUUGCAUACCCUCAUUUUUUCUGUCAGCACAGGCACAUAAAUGUUAGGGAAGCCUUUGCCUGCAGUCAAGAAAACAUUGGAGAAAUACUUCUUCAUUACAACUCAGAUGUGGUGACUAAAUUAGAUUUUAACUUUUGUUAUUGGUUGUCGGGGAAAGAAAUCAGUGAAUUUGCAAAGAGUUGCAGUUAUCUCAAAGAGUUAUCUGUGGCACAUACGAAAAUUCCCACAAGUGACAUUGCUGAAGUGCUCUGUGAGAAUAUGAAAAUAUCUAAACUUUCCUUAAGUAUUCAAAGCCCAAAAAAUUAUUGGCGUGUCGAAAACUCUGUUGUUGAAUACCUGCAGCAGUUACAAGAAGAUCCUAACGGAAUGUCUGGCAAGAUGUUUUGGCAAAAUCUUCUUUCAUUGUCUCAGUUUGAAAAUGCCAAAGAGCCUUUGGCUCAACUUAGUUACUUAGAUCUCCACAUUGGACAGGAUCCACUCAUUUUAGGAACAAUUCUGAGUGCAUGUGAAAAUUUGGAAACACUUUGCUUAAGGCUAAAUUUGGAGGAAAGAAAGCCAGCUCAAGAAGAAUUAGAGACAGAAAACAUGACCUCAGGAAAAGAAAUUAACAGCUUGCUUGACAUUUUAGCUUUGAAAAAUGACGAGUACUGCAGCCCUGUCCCUCCGCGUUCGUUGAAAUCCAUUGCCGUGUUGGUUCACGGUAGAAGCAAGAAUGUCGAAGGUCCCAUGGAGAAAUUCAUCCAGAAAAUUGUUGAAAGCACCAAUAGCCAUCUGCAAUGCUUGUGGACUGCCGUACCCUUUUUAAAUGUGCGCGAUUCCAGCUUUAAUAUCAGCAAUAUGGUUGCUUGGAAGGAGACGAAAAAUUAUAAUAAUAUCAUCUUAUUACCCUUCAAACGUCUGCCAUCUAUUGAAAGUGUGGCUUGCAACAAAUACAUGCAAAGGGGAGACUUUAAUCUGCCGCAGUUGAAGCAGAUUGAAUGCGGAUUUUGGAAAGAUAACUUUGCUAGUUUUUGCCGCGCUCAUCCUGUCUUGGAAAAAUUACGACUGAACAAGCGCCCGUGCGAAGUUUCUGAGCUUUACAGCAUUGUCGAUUGGAGUCGUCUACCGCCAGUCAAAGUCCUUUCUGUUCAUUCACGAAUCAUCUACGCGUCAGAUUAUUUACAAAACAGUUGGAUGAGAAAUCGAGCUGAAAGAGCACUAUGCAUGCUGCUCAAGGAGUGCAAGUCGCUGGAAGAACUUGAAAUUGGACCAGAUUUCAGCGAAACCCCCGAUGCGUUAAUAAGAAAUUUACGAGAAACAUUUCUCACAGCCGAUUCUCUGUGUGGGCUGACGCUGUGUGCCAAUCUAAAAAAGUUUUCACUGAAUUCCGUCAAAAUAUCUUACAAACAAGAAGAGAUCAACGACACUUCGUUACUGGAAGAGAUCGUAACAAAAUGUCCCAAUCUUGAAUCGCUGAGGAUACAAGAUUUGAGCAUUGGUUUAACCAACCACGGUGCCGGAGAACGUCAGGUUGCCGUAUUGGAAAGGCUUUAUUGGUCUUGCAUAGAGCGAUGCUGUUUGACACUUCGGUCCGCCCAUAAACUUCGUGUGCUGAGAUGGAAGAUGCGCAUCGUUUCCGAAGCCUACGACAAGUUGAUUUGGCUCUUGACGAAUUGCCCUUCAUUGAUACAGUUGGGACUGAUCGCCACUACAGUGCACUGCGGACUUGAUAUGUACACCUGGGAUGAGGCGACAUUCACGACCUUCUUCGUUGAUUUGGUCCAGCGUUUGCCCAAAUUGAUCGCCCUUUUGAUCGUCCUUCCCGGCGUCUCCGUUUCUCACUGCGUUGCAGCCACAGCGGCUCUCGAGUCCAAGUUUUGCCCGGUUCGUCCCUGUUUCUGUGUGCAAAUCACCGACAAUCUGGAAAGUCCCAAUCCACCCAGUUUGCCCUGGAUCCACUAUCAAGCGCUGGCCUGCGACCCCUACACAUCAGUCGGCGAGUUACCAUUUCAUUUUACUACGUCCGACAGUCACUUUUGAUUUCCUUGUUAAGAUCUCAUCAUUAUUUACCCACUUGCAAUUCGACGUUCAACGUAAAAAAAUCUCCCCAAAAUUUUUAUCACAACUAGACUCAUUUGAUUGAUUGACCAUGUUAAAUUUUUAUGACUCUUAAGACACGUGAAUCAAUCAAUAUUGUAGUGUUUGGAAAUGUGACAACUUUCGUGAUACGCAAAAUUGCCACUUGAUGAAUUUUGUAUACGCAAAAUUGGCACUUGAUGAAUUUUGUACAUUUGACGUUCGACUUUUUCUAUACAAUCACUUCGCUAUUGUUGGUUAUGUUUGGUUUGACUCUUGUCACGUACGAGUGAAGUCAGCCUAUACGUGAGGAAACACACGAGUGUGCCAACCAAGAGCGGCUUGAUAGCAUUUCUUCGAGGCCGUCCCGACCUUCAGUAGACCACCGAAGCCGACAGUAAGAAACAUCCUUGUAUUAUCGAAGCCUUCAGAAAACCUGUCACCAUUUCCUCUGAAAAAUCGUUAGGCUGUGGUAGCUGGACUGCGGUAAGUAUAUACGCUUAUGAAGUAUGCACUGAUUUGAUUCUACUUUUUCUAGUUUUAGUUUUGAAUAAUCCAGACUACUUUAUUGCAGUCUCUAAUAAUUAUGAGUCGUAUUUUUUUUUACAGUUCUUUGUGACGUAAGUAACUGACUAAUUACUAAUAAUUUUUUUUUUUUAAUAUUUACAGUAUGAAACGUAUUGUAUUGGUUAGGUACAGAGUUCGCUUCUGAAUAAUAACUGAAAUAUUCAGUCAGGAACAUUUUUUUAAAUUAUAGCAAUCAGUUCGUUACAGGUGUCAUUUUUUCCCGUGGAUCGAUUUCUUUUUAGAAAUGAUGGUGAUGACCGUAUCCGUGUCCACCAUAACCGUAACCAGGAUAUCCUCCGUAACCAUAGCCUCCGCCGUAACCGCCGUAGCCUCCUCCGUAGCCACCAUGGCCAUGGUGAUGGUCGUGAUGAUGAUGGUGUCCACCAUGAAGAAGUCCAUCCAAGAUACCCAGGAAUGGGGCAGCCUCAACUGUCAUCAACAUCAUCAUGACAAAGAAACCAAGAACUGCGACCUAAAGAAGAAGAAACGUCCAAGUUAACAACAAGGCAAGUCAAUUUUAAACUGUCACAGUUAGUGUUACCAAAUUGCGGAUCAUUUUGCUGCUGCUGCUCGUGAUAAACUGAACUGAUCAAGUGGCAAGCGCGCCGCCUUUUUAUACGGGAACCAGCAGCGGAAGACGCAGCCGCCGUGGAGAAAUAUGAGGAAGGCAAACGGUAACACACUGCAAGGUUACGCACAGCACCGACCGCUUUCGCUUAUUACUCGUGCGGGUUUAUUGUCGGGACGACCUUGCCUCCAAGCGUAAGUUUUCCGGGGUUUUGUAAUCUCCCCAUUUCACGCUUAUGUUUUUGUUUCUUAUAAGUGAGGCUGUUUCAUUUAUUUUUUUUGCUGUGAUGAGUGUUUUCGAAGCACAAGAGAUUUGUCAGGGCCGUUCUAUGUGUUGUAUUAUUGCUCUUGUCAUUUGGCGUGUUGGCGAGCAAGAAUGUCAGUGUGCUGCUGAUGAAUCUCUUGCAAAACAGGUGGAGACUUCACGACUUUAAGUGGUUUGAAAGCUGACUGGAUGUGAACCUUGGCCUAGAUAAAUGCCACACGGAAGACGCUGGUGGGCUACAAAGAGGUCUGAAAGGGAUAGAGAAAAAACCGAAACUUUUCAUCGAGGUUCUUAAGGUAUUUAAAUAGUUUAGCUAUUUGUUCUAAGGCCGUUCCCGUUCGAUUUGUCCAGAUAAUAGCCUACCUGCAGGGUGCCCGCCCUUGCAACUCCUUGCGAUACACUGUUAAGUUGAUGGUGUUGAAAUUUUUUCGGGGCAGCAUCAUGAGUAGUGAUUGGUGGUGAGGUGUCCUUCUGGGUUUUUCCUGCAGGGUUGUGUCAUCAAAUUGGGUUCGAAAAAUGUUGCAUUAACCUAAUUAGUUGACACAAUUAACCAAAGUACUAGAAAGAAAUAGCUGUAAAACAACGUUUAGCCCUAUGUAGUUAAAAUCAACUCACAAAAUCUAACCACUAAAUCGAACUCUAACAAAAUUUUAAAAUAAUUAGAAUCGUCAAACUAACAUGCAGAUUUCAAUUUGUGUGGGUUUUUUCUCGUUGAAACGAGUUUUUAUCUGAGCUAGUCAAUCCUCGCAGCAUGGACCGAGUGGAGCAUUUUCUACAUUGCAUCACCACUAAAUUUAUUCAUCGAGAUAGCGCUGAAUAUUGGACAAAAACAAGCGGAAACUGAGGAACGCCCAAAACGUGAUCUCUUCUAUGCUGAUCCCAGCAGCUAUAUAAACGAAAGAAGCUUUUCCAUCAUUGAGAAUCAAUAUAAAACAUUCAAGAAGAUGCAUCGUCACCUCCUAAUGCUACUACUCAUUAUCGCGACGCUUAUGGCUGCCCAAUCUCUGGCCGACUUAAUAGGGAGGUGCCCAAAUUCGUGCAGAUAUGACUGUCCGGAACGCAUACCACAAAACGAGCCUUGCGCAAUCUGCCAAUGUGGAAAACCAUAUGGGCCACUUUGCUGCCUAUAAACACCAACCAUAAUCAAUUCUUCAUAUUUUUAAUCAAUUGUUCAGCAAAAUUGAACUAUAUGCUUUAAAAGUUAUAACGCGCUUUCUCUUUUAGUUUUCUGGAAUUGUUUUAUUUUGUAAUUCAUUAAUUCUAUUUCUAAAAAAGUUUUUCUUUCACAUCAA